Molecule: messenger RNA, 1770 nt
Organism: Pseudonaja textilis
Lineage: Eukaryota; Metazoa; Chordata; Lepidosauria; Squamata; Elapidae
Product: ubiquilin-1-like
Biological process (GO): ubiquitin-dependent protein catabolic process
Cellular component (GO): cytosol
Molecular function (GO): polyubiquitin modification-dependent protein binding
Source: RefSeq, a predicted model, not a curated record
AUGUCCGAGAGCAAAAGGGCCCCCGGGGCCACCGCAGGCCACAGGAGCCGGGUGGUCAGAGUCACGGUCAAGACCCUCAAGCGCAAGGAGCAAUUCGAGGUGGCCGACAGCACCCACGUCCAGGAGUUCAAGAAGCUGAUCGCUGACCGCUUCAAGACGCCCCCCGAGCAGCUGUCCCUCAUCUUUGCGGGUGAGAUUCUCAACGACCAGGACACGCUCGUGCAGCGCAAGAUUGGCGAUGGGUCCAAAGUCCACCUCUUCAUCAAGUCCCAGAGGAAGCCCUCGGGCAGCCCCGGGGACCGCCCAGCCGCGCCCACCGCCUUCCCACCGAUGCCAGCGAUGCGCGAGAUCUCCUCGGAACACAGCCUGGACCUUUCGGACUGGAGCAGCCAGCCGGAAGACCUGAUGGCCUCCUGCCACGAAAUAGUGGCCCAGACCAUGGAGAACCUCCUGCUGCAGAUGGUCACGCUGAACCUGGACGCCUCUGCCCUGAACAGCAACCCGCUUCUCCUGGGCUUCCUCAUCGGGGUCACGGGCAUGAACGUGCUGGACCUGAACGCCCAGGACGUCUCUGACUUUGUGGGCGAGGCCCAGGAGCAGGAUGCCACUCGGCAGGAGCUCAUCAUUGAGGUGAUGCAGCACCCCUUCAUGCAGAACCUUUUUGGGGACACCGAGCAAGUCAGGCAGAUGAUCAUGUCUGUGCCUCAGAUGCAGCAGCUGGCCGAACAGAACCCGGAGAUCCACCACAUCCUCAACAACUCCGAAUUCCUGCGGGAAAUGAUCGAUGUGGCCACCAGCCCGGCCGUCAUGGACGAGAUCAUCCGGAACCACGACCGAGCCCUGAGCAACCUGGAGAGCACCCCGGGGGGCUACAGUGCCCUGCAACAGCUGUACAACGACAUUGAGGUCCCCAUGCUGAACGCGGUACAGGCCCAGUUCCAGGGCAGCUCGUUUCCCCUCUCAGAGGCAAAGCCCUCCCCUGGGGGGGUCAGCCCCCUCUCCCGGACAGAGAACAGGGAACCCCUGCCGAACCCCUGGACACCCCAGCCCAACAGCAGCGGCGGGGACAACAUAUGUAACGGUGACCUCAGCAACGCUGGUAACGGCACUGAGCAAGGUUACGUCCUGCUGGCGUUGGGGCCCGGAGUCCGGCCAGGGCCUAGCAAGACUGAGAGCAUCCAAAACAUGGUUCAUCAGCUGACCGACAACCUGGAGUUCAUGCAGAACAUCUCCAACGCGCUCACGAAGCCCAACGGCCCCACCCAGAUGUUCCUCAGUCACUGCCACGGGGCUCCUCCGCCUCAAGAGUGGCCACAGCAGCUCCCGUCCAAGCUGGCCAAGUCAGCCUCUGCGCUGCUGCUGACCAAUCCCCGAGCGGUCCAGGCUCUCCUCCAGUUGCAGAUGAGCCUGCUGAUCCUCACCAGGGAAGUCCCCGAUUUCCUGCAAGCUUUGACGGACCCAGAUGUUGACCUAGAAAGCAUGGAAGACUCCGAGGAGGGAGAGAGCCCGUCAUCAGGGGCAGAGAGCUUCCUCUCCAUUGAAGAGAGCUUGGAGCUGGGGAGCAACGCCUCCAAAGCAGACGAUGAAGAGGAGGAGGAGGAGGAGGAGGACAUGGAAGAGCAAGCUCCAGAGGCCCUUUACCAGGGCCAGUUGGAGCAGCUCCGAGCGAUGGGCUUCCCCAACCAGGACCUGAACCUGCGGGCUCUCAUGGACACGGAAGGAGAUAUCAGUCUGGCAAUCGAAAAGCUAACAAACUCUCGUGCAUCCUAG